This is a messenger RNA of Bacillus rossius redtenbacheri, 2722 nucleotides long. It is a transcript of the gene CPSF2, whose product is annotated as probable cleavage and polyadenylation specificity factor subunit 2. The transcript is spliced from 16 exons. NCBI's taxonomy places the organism in Eukaryota, Metazoa, Arthropoda, Insecta, Phasmatodea, Bacillidae. Gene Ontology annotation, molecular function: RNA binding. Gene Ontology annotation, biological process: mRNA 3'-end processing by stem-loop binding and cleavage. The record is from RefSeq and is a predicted model, not a curated record. The coding region runs from base 236 to 2446 and encodes 736 amino acids. Gene Ontology annotation, cellular component: mRNA cleavage and polyadenylation specificity factor complex.
ACUGAUAAUACUAGAAACAUUGGAAACGCACAAAACGGCGGUAAAUAAACCGAAGAUGUUUUGAUGUAGUCGCCAAGCUUAAAAGGGUGUUUGAUGUGGAUAUAUAUUUUAUUUUGGUGUCAAUUAAAAAAUUUAAUUUAAAAACUGAGUUUAAAACCUAUCGGGUUUUUCUACUUUUUGCAUAUUGAUUUUGCAUUUGCAAUUGUUGAGUGGUGAUACUUGCAGCUGUGGCACCAUGACUUCCAUCAUCAAACUGCAUACCAUCUCCGGUGCUAUGGAUGAGUCCCCUCCGUGCUACAUACUCCAGGUGGACGACUUCCGUAUACUGCUGGACUGUGGCUGGGAUGAAAAGUUUGAUCAGGAGUUCAUGAAGGAGCUACGCAGACACGUGCAUCAAAUAGACGUGGUGUUGCUGUCAUACCCAGACCCAUUGCACCUGGGGGCUCUGCCCUACCUCGUGGGGAAGUGCGGGCUCAACUGUCCCAUCUACGCCACCAUACCAGUCUACAAGAUGGGUCAGAUGUUCAUGUACGAUUUGUACCAGUCUCGACAUAACAUGGAGGAUUUUGACCUGUUCACGUUGGAUGAUGUUGAUGCAGCAUUUGACAAGAUCACGCAACUGAAAUACAACCAGAGCGUGCCCAUGAAAGGCAAGGGCUUUGGGCUGACCAUCAACCCGCUCCCGGCAGGCCACAUGAUCGGUGGCACCAUCUGGAAGAUAGUGAAGGUUGGGGAGGAGGACAUAAUCUACGCCAUGGACUUCAACCACAAGAAGGAGCGCCACCUCAAUGGCUGCGAGCUGGAGAAGGUGCAGCGCCCCUCGCUGCUCAUCACGGACACGUUCAACGCCACGUACCAGCAGGCGCGCCGCAGGACUCGUGACGAGAAGCUCAUGACCAACAUCCUGCAGACGCUGCGUGGCAACGGCAGCGUGCUGAUCGCGGUGGACACGGCGGGCCGCGUGCUGGAGCUCGCGCACAUGCUGGACCAGCUGUGGCGCAACAAGGACUCGGGGCUGCUGGCCUACUCGCUGGCCCUCCUCAACAACGUCAGCUACAACGUGGUCGAGUUCGCCAAGAGCCAGAUAGAGUGGAUGAGUGACAAGCUGAUGCGGACAUUCGAAGGUGCUCGCAACAAUCCAUUCCAGUUCAAGCACUUGCAGCUGUGCCACAGUAUCCAGGAGUUGAACAAGGUGCCUAGCCCCAAGGUUGUGUUGGCCAGCUCGCCUGACAUGGAGUGUGGCUUCUCGCGAGACUUGUUCUUGCAGUGGUGCACCAACCCUCUCAACAGCAUCAUCAUCACCAACAGGACGUCUCCAGGGACUCUGGCGCGCCUCCUGAUUGAAGAGGGGGGCAACCGCACCCUCACCAUAGAGGUGAAGAGGCGGGUCAGGUUGGAAGGGGCCGAAUUGGAGGAAUACCAAAAUCGAGAACGUGAGAACAAGGAGACUCGUCAAGAAAACAUGGACAUCGGUGCGCUGAGCAGCGAGAGCGAGGACGAGAUGGACCUCAGUGCCGUGGCCAAGGGCAAGCACGACCUGCUGGUCAAGACAGAGUCCAAGGCACAAACAGGCUUCUUCAAGAGCAACAAGAAGCAACACCCCAUGUUCCCGUUCUUUGAGGAGAAGAUCAAGUUCGAUGAAUAUGGAGAGAUCAUAAGGCCUGAAGACUACAAGAUAGUGGAUGCGACAGUGGAGGUAGAAGACAACAAAGAGAACGUCGAAGUGAAGGAGGAGGAAGUACCAGACAUGACGGAGGUGCCAACCAAGUGCAUAUCCACGACGCGCACGGUGCGUGUGGCGGCCCAGGUCCAGUUCAUCGACUUUGAGGGCCGCUCGGACGGGGAGAGCGUGCAGAAGAUCCUGGGCCAGCUGCGUCCCAGGAGGCUCAUCCUGGUGCGGGGCUCCGCGGAGAGCACCGAGGCGCUCGUCAACCACUGCCGUCAGUGGGGCACGGGCCGGGUCUUCGCCCCGUCCAAGGGAGAAGUCGUCGACGCCACAACAGAAACACACAUAUACCAGGUGCGGCUGACGGACGCCCUGGUGUCGUCGCUGGACCUGAAGAAGGGGAAGGAGGCGGAGCUGGCGUGGCUCGACGCGCAGAUCACGUCUCGGGAGACCAGGAGGGAUGCCCGCCCCAGUGUGGAUGAGGACAUGGACACUUCUGUGAAUGAAGAGGACCAAAUUUACACUCUGGAGCCACUGCCGGUGAACCAGCUGCCCACCCACCAGACGGUCUUCAUCAACGAGUUGAAGCUCUCCGACUUCAAGCAGGUGCUCACCAGGAGCAACAUCUCGUCGGAGUUCUCCGGGGGCGUGCUCUGGUGCUGCAACGGCACCGUUGCUGUCCGCAGGCACGAGGCAGGGAAGGUAACGCUCGAAGGCUGUGUGUCUGACGACUACUACAAGGUGCGGGAACUCCUGUACGAGCAGUAUGCCAUCGUUUGAGACGGCUGCGUUUGCACAGCGAGGGUGCAUGCCCUCGUAGCUACAACCCAUUCCAGGAGACUGCUCAAGGCCCUAGAGACGAGCAAACUGCUGAUGUGAUACAGUAUUGGUUGUGAAUGGAACUGUGCUGGUGGCCAUAUUUAUGGAUUAUAAACAGUUUGAUUUUGUUGGCGAUUAUGCUUAUGAAAAUUACAUUGUUUUAAGAGGUUUUUUGGAGUCAUUCCUGAUGAAGUUGGGUUUACCAUACACUAAAUAAACAUUUUAUGCUAAAGCCAA